Molecule: messenger RNA, 1401 nt
Organism: Scatophagus argus
Lineage: Eukaryota; Metazoa; Chordata; Actinopteri; Scatophagidae
Gene: sf3a2
Product: splicing factor 3a, subunit 2
Exons: 8
Coding region: 250-1140 (296 amino acids)
Biological process (GO): spliceosomal complex assembly
Cellular component (GO): nucleus; catalytic step 2 spliceosome; U2 snRNP
Molecular function (GO): nucleic acid binding; zinc ion binding
Source: RefSeq, a predicted model, not a curated record
UUCCAUCGCUAGUCCUCGCCCCUGUCCAGGAGGUGGCGGUAAUACACCGGAAGCUGUUUGCCCAUCGCCAAAAACCAAAGUGUAGGAAGAUGAAGAAGUCCGCGAACAUGCGCACUGCGAGUCUACGUUAGCACGACCCUAACGUUGUGGAGUAGAUUGUCGGGAGAUACCUACCUUGAGUACCUGUCCAUUGUUGACUAGACAAACAGGUGUGGGUGUCCGUGUGAUUGAACCCAUCGCCUUGGCAAAAUGGAUUUCCAGCAUCGAGCUGGAGGGAAGACGGGGAGUGGUGGGGUGGCAUCUGCCUCUGAGAGUAACCGUGAUCGACGAGAGCGGUUACGUCAGCUGGCCCUGGAGACCAUUGACAUCAACAAAGACCCCUACUUUAUGAAGAAUCAUUUAGGAUCAUAUGAGUGUAAACUUUGCUUGACACUUCACAACAAUGAGGGCAGCUACUUGGCUCACACACAAGGAAAGAAACAUCAGACCAACUUAGCGCGGAGAGCAGCCAAGGAGGCAAAAGAAGCUCCUGCUCAGCCAGCUCCAGCAAAAGUUAAAGUUGAAGUCAAAAAGUUUGUCAAAAUUGGCCGACCAGGAUACAAAGUAACCAAACAGAGGGACCCAGAGACUGGACAGCAGUCCUUACUUUUCCAGAUUGACUACCCAGAGAUUGCUGAAGGAAUUGGACCCAGGCAUCGUUUCAUGUCCGCUUAUGAGCAGCGCAUCGAACCCCCUGAUCGUCGCUGGCAGUACCUGCUUUUGGCUGCUGAACCAUACGAGACUAUUGCCUUUAAGGUCCCCAGCAGAGAAAUUGAUAAAGCAGAAAACCGCUUUUGGACCCACUGGAACAGAGAAACUAAACAGUUUUUCCUGCAGUUCCACUUCAAAAUGGAGAAAGCUAUUCCUCAGUCCAGUGGUCCACCACCUCCUGCGGGUGUGAAGCGUCCCCCUCCUCUCAUGAGUGGAGUUGGAACUCGCCCACAAAAUGAGUCUAUGCCCCCUCCUCCUCCAGGAGGGAUGUCUGUCCCCCCUCUGCCCCCUGGUGCCCCGAGUGCCCCCCAUAUGCCCCCUCAGAUGCCCAUGCCCCCGAUGCCAAUGAGGCCGCCUCCUCCUGAUGGCCUUACAAUGUCUAAUAAUUGAAUCCCUGCCAGUGUGCGGUCACACUGCCUGUCUACAGUGUCCAUCUCCCUUUAUACAGUCCAGGUAAAUUCAGUUUUAUUAUUUCUACAAGUGAAGCCCACAUUUAGUUCAUUUUAUACAUUGGUUUGUGUAAGGAGGGCAGACCAUAUGACCUCACAGUUUUGUAUAAAUGCUUGGAUUCUGGAUAUGGAGCUAUGAUUGAAAAUAGCUCAUCUUUUAAGAUGCUGUUUUUGUAAUUAAAUUCUGUGGAGAAAAACUGUC